AAGUACCGUUUCCAAACCGUUAAUCGAUAAGUCUCGCGAUACUACGCGUUGUGCGCGUGCGCAGCCCCGCGGACGUCGGAGUACUCGGAGGAUCAUGGCGGAGCGCAGGAGGCACAAGAAGCGGACCCAGGAGGUGAGCGAACCCACCAAAGAGGAGAAGGCGGUGGCCAAGUACCUCCGAUUCAACUGCCCGACCAAGUCCACCAACAUGGUGGGCCACCGAGUCGACUACUUCAUUGCCUCCAAGGCGGUGGACUGUUUGCUGGACUCCAAGUGGGCCAAGGCUAAGAAGGGAGAGGAGGCGGUGUUCACCACCAGGGAGUCUGUUGUGGAUUAUUGUAACAGACUCCUAAAGAAGCAGUUCUUCCACCGGGCUCUCAAAGUGAUGAAGAAAAAAAACGAGAAAGACGCCAAGAAGGAGAAGGAGAAGGAGAAGACCAAGGCCGACAGUGGCAAAGAGGAGGAGAAAAAAGGGAAGAAGGACAAAGAAAAGAAGAAGGAGCCGGAGGCCGCUGAAACCAAGAAAGAGAAAAGUGACGACAGCCCUGGAACCCCCAAGAAGAAGAAGAAGGAGGUGAAGAAGAAGUUUAAACUGGAGCUUCAUGAGGAGCACGAGCAGCUGUUUCUGGACGGAAACGAGGUGUUUGUGUGGAUUUACGAUCCCGUUCAUUUCAAGACGUUCGCCAUGGGACUGAUACUCGUCAUUGCAGUGAUCGCAGCCACACUCUUCCCACUGUGGCCAGCAGAAAUGCGUGUAGGAGUUUACUAUCUGAGUGUUGCGGCCGGCUGCUUUGUGGCCAGUAUAUUGCUUCUUGCUGUCGCCCGUUGCAUCCUCUUCCUGAUCAUCUGGGUCGUGACCGGCGGGCGCCACCACUUCUGGUUCCUCCCCAACCUGACGGCAGACGUCGGUUUCAUCGACUCGUUCCGGCCGCUCUACACCCACGACUACAAAGGGCCGCGAGGCGGCAACAAGAAGGGCUCCGACAAGACGGACGAGAAGGACAACGACGGCAACAAGGCUCAGAAGUCCGACAGCGAGGAAAAGUCCGACAGCGAGAAGAAGGACGGCGAAGAGGAGGAGGAGGAGGAAGAGGAGGAGGAGGAGGAGCAGCAGCAGCGAAAAGAGGCCGGGAAGACUAAAGAAGCAGAGGGGGAGGCGACGGGCCGCCACUCAGACACAGACAGCGACCGCCGGGAGGACGAAGGCUCGCAGCACAGCAACGGAAACGACUUUGAGAUGAUCACCAGGGAGGAGCUAGAGCAGCACACGGAGGAGGAGGAGGAGGAAGAAGAAGAAGAAGAAGGGGACGAGGAGGAGGAGGAGGAGGAGGAGUCGCAGUCGCAGGAGAGGAAAAAAGGGGGUGAGAGUGAGACUAAACCCCAGACUGCUGAAACAUAAACUUCUUCUACAAUCCCGUCUCUCUCUCUCUUUCUCUCUCUUUCUCUCUCAUUCUCUCCUUUCGUCCUUCCUGUGAUUCCAGGACCUUCUUGGUCCGAGGCCGCUUCUCCUCUUCUUGAGAUCUUCCGAUAGAAAGUACCGGUAGACUGGCUCUGACUCCUCCCACUCAAAUGUUAUUCAUGUUCAAAUGAAAACUGCAACCGAAAUGUUCGGCCAAGGACGUUGUCAACCGAAACGCAUCAGACAACCGUCUCUUUAUCCCCUUUCCUCCUUUUCUCAUGUCAACAUCUCUUAUUUAUGUUGCCUCUCUGUUUACAUAUUACAUUUGGAUGUGAUGUCAAAGCCAGAUCGUAACCACGAAUGGAGGAGAAAAGCGACCCCCGACCCCCGUCCAUACUAUUCUCCCGUUGCCAUCUCAGAGCUCCAUGUUGUUGGUACAUUCAGGUUAACCAGAAACCUUUUAUUGGUGUUUUGGCGAGACAACAUGGCAGGAUGUGCGCUUAGCGGCGCAACAGAGAGCCGAUGGACCAAAUCCUGUUGUUUACUCCAGUGAAGCUACAGGUGAGCGGCUGUGGAAGCGGAGCAGCACGACUCCUCCGGGUACUCGCCGUUUUCAGUAGGAAAUGAUUUUUCUUCUUUUCAAAUGGCUUCUGAUUUUACUCUGACGUAGUUCAUGUUCACGACGCGGGACUCAUCUAGAAGAGUAAAUGUUCACAACGGGGACACAGCUGGUAUACUUCAUUUUCUUUUUUAAAAAAAGGUUGCAGCAUUUGUUAGGUAGAAGAUAUCGAGUUCACUGACUAUUUGCAAACAGAACCAGAUCUAAAGUCAAAUCUAGUGCCAAACACGCUUAGUGUGAAAGGGGGGGGUAAGCUUUUGUUGAUUCGUUCAUAUUGUAAACGCAGUGUCAAACUCCUCGAACCUUUCGCAUCAUUGAAAAAAUAAAGAUUAAAGAAAAAAAGCACAGCAACAGGUUGUUCGUGUGUAGCUAAAUAAAUAUUUUGGUCUCAAUGAAACCGCUUAAAGGUGUUCGCACUCGACUCCCAACCAAACCAGUUCCGUCGAGUUGUUAGUGGAAGUGGUGUCAUUGAAAGCAGAGACUCCCGGCUGUGGUGCAAACUGCUCCUUCACGUUAUUUUCCGGCAGGAAAUGUCUUGAAUGCCCUUUUAUCAGUCCUCGCAAUGAUUAUAUUUAUGUAUAGAAAUAGAAAUCUAUCAUUUCUAUGUGGAUUCUAUUGCUUUUGAAUUAUAUAUGGAUUAUAUCGCUAAAUUAUGCAUAUAUACCACAUGUAUACUGUAAUAAUUGUGUGUGUGUAUAUAUAUAUAAAUAUACAAUUAUUACAGUCUAAGAAAAGCUUAUUUGUAUUAGGUUUCCUUAUUACGCAGAUUUGUUAAAUGCAUUUUGGUUUUAUAUGAUCAUAAAGAGCAAACAUGUCAAUUUACAGUGGGAACUUCGCUUAACACAAUUGUUUUUGUUUUUUUGUUUUUAGCAUUGAACGUGUGAUCUGGUUGGUUUGUGGCCACAUCUGUAUUUCUCUCACCAACAAACGGUAAAAGAAGUAACCCCGUAGCUGGAGUCACCCGGCGGGGCAAAAACUCUCCUCACGGUGAAACCACAUCUUCAUCUAUUCCGCUCAGCUUUCUGUACCGUCGUUUGUUUUCCCUGGGAAUGGACUCACCUGGCCUGUUUCUAGUAGUUUGUUGCGGCUCCUGUAAUCCCACUGAGGUUUGUAGCUCUUUGACUUUCUUCCAUGUUUUUUUUUUUUUUUUUUUUUAAACAUCUUCCACAAACGGGCAACGUGCUUCUCGGUGUCCUGAGGUUGCUGUGCGCUCAAUCUUGGCAUAAUGGAAAAAGAGGAAGUGAUUUCCCCAAUUGUUCUAGGCUGUUGCAGUGUCGGUCUUCUGUAUAUUGUAUUAUUACUCUGUACGCUGCUGCUUGUCACACUUCUGGGGCGAAUACAAAUUGCAAAACAUCAAUGUUUAAACUCCGGUCAAUAAGUCUAUUGAUCUAGACGUCCACAUUUGGAUCCACAUCCUUCUGAAAUACUGGCUCAUGCAAUAUUGGAGAGAUAUUUAAUAGAACUGGAUGUCUGGAUAUAUCUGUAUCUUAUCAUUGCAAUAAAAAUAUAGAAAGCACA
Gasterosteus aculeatus aculeatus (three-spined stickleback) is the source of this 3536-nucleotide messenger RNA. It is a transcript of the gene sec62, whose product is annotated as SEC62 homolog, preprotein translocation factor. Lineage: Eukaryota; Metazoa; Chordata; Actinopteri; Perciformes; Gasterosteidae. Gene Ontology annotation, biological process: post-translational protein targeting to membrane, translocation. Gene Ontology annotation, cellular component: endoplasmic reticulum membrane; endoplasmic reticulum. The record is from RefSeq and is a predicted model, not a curated record.